AUGGCCAUGUCCCGACGUAAGCAACUCCAUCCGAAAUCACUGAAAGAAGGUGAUGAAACCGUCUUUGUAUUACCCGAUGAACUGAAAUGCGAUGAAGAGUCACAUGAGAUCAUCGCUCGUAUUGAUAUCAAACAAGGACAUCGCUUUGGUCCAUUUCCUGCUUGUCUUGUGUCUUGUCAACAACGAUUAUCGUCUGAUUUUGAUUCAAUGGAUGGCAAUGGUAGUAGUAAUAGUAUGAGCAUACAAAUUGAUAAUAAUGAACAAUCAUUUCAGUUACUCGAUACGAAACAUAACUGGUUGACGAGAUGUUCAAUAUCGAGUAAUGCAACAUCGAAUUUAGAUAUUCAAUCUCAAGACGAGCAAAUCCUUGCUGUACUAACUGAAUCGAUCACAAAUGGUACUCGUCUAUGUUCGAAUGCGAUUAUUCUUCCAAAAGUGAUGCAAAGCGAAGAUUCUCCAGUAAAAUCAACGUUGAGUUCGAUUCCAGAUGAGAUUAAAGUCAAAGAAGAACCUGUCGAAUCCUCUGAAGAAGAACGACAGCAACAGUCAUCUGAUCCCUCGUCAACGAUCAAAUCGGAAUCACCAAUUGUAUCAAAAUCCAAAGAAAUAAAAAAAUUCCAUUCUUUGAUGUUCACCUGCGACGACUGCGGCGUUCGAUUCAGUAACCGAAGUACGCUCGAUGCUCAUCGACAACACUAUUGUUUAAAACGUGGCGAAGCAAGAAAAAGUCAUUCGAUAGAUUCAACAAUGCCUGUUAAACUAAAGAGCAUCAAACGCAAACAUAUCGAGACAAGUGAUUCGUCGACUCCGCCAACAAAACGUUUGUCAAUAUCAUCGAAUGAGACAUAUUGUUCCGAAUGUGAUAUUUUAUUUUCGAAAGCAGAUAAUCUUCUUCAGCAUAAACUACAUUAUUGUCGAAUGAAAUCCUCAACACAUCAACUUAAUGAACAAAACAUCCCAAAUUCGUUUCGACCACCGAUACCAUUCGAUCGACCUAUUCAGAUCGGACAAUUCAUCUACGUGCCUGUGCCCGUUGUGUCGUCAUCAACUGAAAACACCGAACAAUUACUAUCACCAUCUAAUAACGAUAAUAAACCGUUAGAUUUGAGUAAACCGAAAAAAUCUCAUGAUGAGUCCGAAAAAUCCACUUCACCACUCGAUUUAACCGUGGAAAAGCCAACGAAUCUAUUUAACAUACUCAAUUCUUCCGCAGUGACGAAAUCAACCAAUCAAGUUCAACAGCAAAUCUACGAAUGUGAUUACUGUUCGAUAAGAUUCAGUUCGUUAAAAACUCUACAUGCUCAUCAAGAGAACUAUUGUAUUGAAUAUCGUAAACAGAAGAAAACUGUACCAAAUAAUUCAUCAACCAACGAUUCCAGUACGACAAUCAACGAAUCCAAUCGAUCUCAAUCUCCAUCAAUCUCGAAAUCUCUAUCUGUUUCUCCAAAUGAUUCAUCCAACACAUCUCAUUUACCUCCACAUCGUUCAUCUCCAUUCAUGUGUCGUCUAUGCAAGUAUCGUGGAAAUACUUUGCGUGGAAUGCGUAUGCAUUUCAAAUUUCAUCUAUCUAAUAAUGAACCGUGUACGGAUGAUGAUAUUAUCAUAACGACGACAUUAAACAACUCAUUAUCAACUUUGCCCUCAUCCCAAUUACUAUUAAAAUGUAAAAUCUGUUCGGCCAUGUUCGAUCAAGAGGAAACAUUAAUCAAUCAUAUCAAAUGUGUUCAUACGAAAGAAAGUCUACUUGAAUGUUUAGAAUGUCAAUCGAGAUUUUGUUCGAAAUGGAAUUUACUUCGUCAUAUGAAAUUAACACAUACGAAUAUCAAAUGUGAUGACGAUGAGCAAGAUGAUNUCUUCUUCUUCUCAAUGUUCCGUAAUGGUCAAUUUGCGCUUAUCGGUUAA
Molecule: messenger RNA, 1902 nt
Organism: Adineta ricciae
Lineage: Eukaryota; Metazoa; Rotifera; Eurotatoria; Adinetida; Adinetidae
Source: the annotation of a GenBank genome assembly